This is a messenger RNA of Bathycoccus prasinos, 420 nucleotides long. Its product is annotated as glycine cleavage system H protein. The transcript has 2 exons. Lineage: Eukaryota; Viridiplantae; Chlorophyta; Mamiellophyceae; Mamiellales; Bathycoccaceae. Gene Ontology annotation, biological process: glycine decarboxylation via glycine cleavage system; protein lipoylation. The record is from RefSeq and is a predicted model, not a curated record. Gene Ontology annotation, cellular component: mitochondrion; cytoplasm; glycine cleavage complex. Bases 1 to 420 code for a protein of 139 amino acids.
AUGGAUGGAUUAUUCGUCCGAGAGAGAGUUUUCGGUUCAAAAACGCUCAUCCUCUUUGCAGGAUUUUCUUUUUUUCGUUCUCGCAACAACACGGCGAAGAUUGACGGCGACGUCGCCACGGUUGGGAUCACCGACCACGCGCAAGCGGAAUUAGGCGACAUCGUCUACGUGGAACUCCCAGAAGUUGGCUCCGCGAUGGAAGCGACCAAGUCUUUCGGCGUCGUCGAAUCCGUAAAGGCGGCUUCGGACGUGUACUCGCCGAUUUCCGGCACCGUCAUCGAAAUCAACGAAGCGUUGAACGAUUCGCCGGGUACGGUGAACGACUCGCCGUUUGAAGGCGGGUGGUUGAUGAAGGUCAAGGUUUCCGACGUGCCGGGUUCGUUGAUGGACGCCGCGGCGUACGAGAAGAGCAUCGCGUAA